This is a messenger RNA of Caenorhabditis sp. 36 PRJEB53466, 2105 nucleotides long. The record is from the annotation of a GenBank genome assembly. Lineage: Eukaryota; Metazoa; Nematoda; Chromadorea; Rhabditida; Rhabditidae.
AUGUCUUCUGUGGAAAGAAUGGAUACCUCUGAGGUUGAAGUUCCAAACGAUCGUGAAAUCGAAAAAAUCACAGAGGAAGAACAGCAAAAUAGCGCGGCCGCGGUGAGUUAUCCAUUCGUGAAUAAACUCGAACUUUGAUUAUGUCUCAGGCAGGCCAAAAGAGAUCCAGAGAUGAUCAGCCAGGAUCAAGCGCCUCGAGAGCUACCAACCAAGGAGACGACGAGGACUCGAGCGAGCAAAUUGAACCUGCUACCGAAGAGACUGAGGCCGCGGACAGUGUGCCCGACACCGUACCGAAGACACCGAGAAGAGGAGCACGCGCCAGGAAGCCACUCGCUUCGGCUGCUCCGACUGUUGCCGACACUGCCGUUACGCCGGGAAAGCGAGGCAGAAAACGUAAGGGCAGUGAGACGGUCAGCUCGUCCGUUAAUUCGACUUUUAAUGAGCCGAAAACUCCAGGACGCAAAGCAGGUGUGUAGAUUAUAUAAUGACCGCACGACACUUCAUUUCGAGCCCUGUAUUUUCAGCCAAGGUGGCGCUCCUCACCUAUCAGCUGUUUGCUCCGUCGGUUGUUGGCGACCGUGUGCUUUCCUGUGGAGAAGGAGAGGCUCUCGGACACCCAGGUCGUACCACCACAAAGAAACCUCGCAAAGUGGACAUUUUCGAGGAGGAAGACCUGAAGCCGCUUCAAGUUGUCGCUGGAGGUGUUCACUCGGCUGUUCUCACUGAUGACGGCCAAGUGUUCAUGUGCGGAAUCAAUGAGAAGGGAACAGUUCCGGCUGACGGAGUCGAGAUGGAGGGCAGCACUGAUGAGUUCACAAAAGUCUUGUUCUCUGAGGAGCUCACGAAGGAAGGCAAAGUGAGAAUGAAACUGUAUGCAUGAGUUCUAUUUCUCUAAUUUAGAUCGUCAUGCUCGCCGCUGGAGCUAGUUUCACCGCUGCUCUUACCGACCAAGGCACGGUCAUUGCUUGGGGAAAUCUCCGCAACUCCAAUGGAAAUGUUGACGUGCAUCCUUUGCUCCACAAAAUGCAAGAGAAGCCCGUUGUCAUUGUUCAUCAUAACAGAAGAAAGAUUGUUAAAGUAAAGAUUUUAAGUCGCAAGUAUGUAUGAGAGAGCUUUUCAGAUAGCGGCCGGUGAGAAUCACUUGGUUAUGCUCGACGAGAAGGGCUCGAUCCUUACGUUCGGAGAUGGAGAGAUGGGCCAACUGGGACGGAGUAGCCGUACCAAGACUAUCCGCUCCAGUAAUUCAAUUUAUUCCGUUCACGUUUCUUGACUGAGUUUCAGAGUUCAUGUGCGACGAGUCGGGUGAACACUUGGUUGUUUCCCUGAGAUUUAAAAACAAGAAGUUCUACGACGUCAGCGCCAAAAAUGUCUUCGCCAGUGGAUUCUGGACUAUCGUUCACGGAGAAGAUGGAAAGUAUUACGCUUUCGGACUCAACAACUUCGCCCAGCUCGGUUGGUUUCGUGCUUUCUCGCCGUGUUGCAAUCUUCUCUUCUCAGGAAUCAAAGUGGACGAGGCUGAUGUUGGACAAGACGGCCAAGACAAUCGCGAACUUCGUGUUUUCCAUCCAACUGAGGCGCCUGCUUUCGGAACUGACGAGACUUUCGUCCAAAUCGAGGGAGUUCAGCACGUCGUCCUUCUCGAUAGCGAAGGUAUUUUGGCCAGUUUACGGGCUCUACUGUAACUCAAUUUUCUUCUAGGGAAAGUAUUCGCUAUGGGAAAGAACACCGAUAACGCACUCGGACUCGGAAACUGGGCCGGAAAAGACGAUCAGCAACACUGGUUGUACGACAGUCUUCAGAAGCUCGAAUUCGACGACGCAAAGAUCGUAGGAGUCUCAGCGAAGUUGGCGACGUCGAUUGCCUGGACAGAUGACGGAAAAGCAUAUGCUUGGGGAUUCGACACAACCGGACAGCUUGGUCUCGGUUUGAAGGAUGACGAUGAGAAGGUGAGUGCUGUGAGAGUCAAAAAUCAGUGAAUUGAAUCACGAUUUCAGAUGGUCCCGAAGCCAGAAGAGAUCAGCUCCGCCCAUCUCGAAGACUUCUCGAUCAUCGGAGCAUCGAUUUCUGACCAGCACACGCUGAUUCUUGCCAAGAAGAACUAA